AUGGGCAUAAGGAAUCAGACACGAGUGGUGGAAUUCGUCUUCCUGGGAUUCUCUGGCAUUCCAUACGGCCACACCUACCUCUUCCUGGUAUUCUUAGCCAUUUACUUGGUGACCGUGCUGGGGAACCUGAUGAUUUUUACUAUGAUUCAACUGGAUUCCAGCCUUCAUAGCCCCAUGUAUUACUUCCUCAGCCACCUCUCCUGCUUAGACAUUUGCCUCUCCUCCGUCACAGUCCCUAAGAUCCUGGUGAACUUCUUGUGCCAGCGACAGACCAUCACCUACAACCAGUGCUUGGCACAGAUGUUCUUCCUGAUGUCUUUCACGGGGACGGAGGCUGCGCUGCUGGCUGUCAUGGCCUAUGACCGCUAUGCUGCCAUCUGCAAACCUUUGCAUUACUCCCUUCUCAUGAACUCCAAGGUGUGCACCGUACUGGCCUUUGCCACUUGGAUCUGGGGCUUCCUGGAUUCUGCUUUUCACGCUAUUCUGAGCUCAAAGAUGUACUUUUGUGGAGCCAAUCAGAUUCACCACAUCUACUGCGAUCUCCCUCCAUUGAUAAAAAUUUCUUGCAGUGAUACACACAUCAAUGAAAUAUCAAUCCACAUAGCAAGUUUUAUUGUGGGUGGGGGCCCCUUUGUGUUCAUCAUUUUCUCAUACGUCUUUAUCCUGUCUUCUAUCUUGAAGAUCCGUUCCACCACUGGCAAGCGCAAAGCCUUUUCCACCUGUGCUUCUCACAUCACUGUCGUCAUCAUUUACUAUGGAAAUGGGUUACUUAACUAUGAGAGGCCAAGUGCUGGUUACUCCUUAGAGAUUGACACUUUAGUCUCCACCAUGUACUGCGUAAUAACCCCUAUGCUCAACCCCCUCAUCUACAGCCUCCGGAACAAGGAAGUGAAAGGGGCCUUGAAGAAGGUUUUGGAGAGCUUUUGA
Eublepharis macularius is the source of this 927-nucleotide messenger RNA. Its product is annotated as olfactory receptor 5V1-like. The record is from RefSeq and is a predicted model, not a curated record. Lineage: Eukaryota; Metazoa; Chordata; Lepidosauria; Squamata; Eublepharidae. Gene Ontology annotation, cellular component: membrane. Gene Ontology annotation, molecular function: olfactory receptor activity; G protein-coupled receptor activity. The transcript has a single exon. Bases 1 to 927 code for a protein of 308 amino acids. Gene Ontology annotation, biological process: G protein-coupled receptor signaling pathway.